CAACAUGAAAGGGAGACUAUUCUCAAUUGAUUUUUAGGAUUUUGUUUACUUUCGCUUCUACGGCGUCAUAUAGAUCUACAUCUAGAUCAAGAUAGAGAGAUUCUAGACUAGAUCUAUAUAUACUAAAAGCAAAGUAGCGAAAUUCAAAAGAGCUAGAAAUUGUCUAAAUUAAUUAACCCAUAGAUCUUCUACCAAUGUCUGUUACUCUACACACAGAUGUCGGAGAUCUUAAACUGGAGCUCUUCUGUGAGCAGUGUCCAAUCACAUGUGAGAAUUUCUUAGCUUUGUGUGCCAGUGGAUAUUACAAUAAUAGUUUGUUUCACAGAAAUAUUGCUGGCUUUAUGAUCCAGACUGGAGAUCCUUCAGGUACUGGCAAGGGAGGUAAAAGCAUCUGGGGCACAAAGUUUGAGGAUGAAUUUAGAGAAAAUUUGAAGCACAGUACAAGGGGGAUAGUUUCUAUGGCCAACAAUGGACCGGACACAAACGCUUCACAGUUUUUUAUCACUUAUGGAAAACAGCCCCACCUUGAUAUGAAAUACACAGUCUUUGGCAGAGUUAUUGAUGGCUUUGACACACUUGAUACUCUAGAAAAAUUACCAGUAAGUGAAAAAGGUUAUAAGCCGGUUACAGAAACAAGGUUACGAGAAGUGACAAUUCAUGCCAACCCUAUAGCGGAGUCAGUGCAGCAAUGAUCUCUAUGUUUGAUAUAGAUUUUUAAUGUAAAUAGUUUGUUAUUAAAUUGAUAUGGUUAUA
Molecule: messenger RNA, 753 nt
Organism: Biomphalaria glabrata
Lineage: Eukaryota; Metazoa; Mollusca; Gastropoda; Planorbidae
Product: peptidyl-prolyl cis-trans isomerase-like 3
Exons: 6
Coding region: 195-692 (165 amino acids)
Biological process (GO): protein folding; protein peptidyl-prolyl isomerization
Cellular component (GO): catalytic step 2 spliceosome
Molecular function (GO): peptidyl-prolyl cis-trans isomerase activity
Source: RefSeq, a predicted model, not a curated record